Neurospora tetrasperma FGSC 2508 is the source of this 1703-nucleotide messenger RNA. RefSeq lists its product as uncharacterized. The transcript is spliced from 5 exons. NCBI's taxonomy places the organism in Eukaryota, Fungi, Ascomycota, Sordariomycetes, Sordariales, Sordariaceae. The record is from RefSeq and is a predicted model, not a curated record. Bases 213 to 1202 code for a protein of 329 amino acids.
AUCCUUCAGAACUCAAACCUGUCGAAGACCUCCAUCUCGACUUCUCCGGCUAAACACCACGACCUCGAAAGCAAACUAUCGAGCAAAUCUCUUGACUUGACAGCUUCAUCCUCCAUCCGCGAAUCUUUUCUCUGGUCAACAACCACCAAGAAACAAGCAACAAACUUUGCACCACACGUUAUCAAUAGCAGGGACAUCUAAAUACCUUUACAAUGGCCGACGACUACUCCAACGGCUCGACUGACCUCGAUGCCCUCAAAAACAACGCUGCUUCUGCAUAUGAUGCCGUGACGAAGGGCCCCGUCGCUCAGAACGUCGCCGACCAGUCCGCCAAGACUGUCGACGAGCUCUCCAACCUUUCUGCGUCUCGUCGCACUCCCUCGACCCCCGCGGCUACUGGCCAACCCUUGACACACUACCACUCGUUCUUUUCCGAGCUGUUGUCAUGGAACAACCCUCGUGCCUCUGCCAUUGCUUACCUGAGCAUCGUCGCUGCCAUCUUCUCUGUUAGGUACCUUGAUAUGCUCCGCUUGGGUUUCAAGCUCACUUGGAUGGUCCUCGGUGUUACCGUUACCGCCGAAGUUGCCGGCAAGACCAUUCUCAACCAGGGCUUGGCUACCCAGCUGCGCCCGCGCAAGUAUUACACUGUUUCCAAGGAGACUCUGGAUAGCGCUAUUGGCGAUGUUCAUGAGCUCGUCAACUUCUUCGUCAUCGAGGCUCAGCGUAUUCUUUUCGCUGAAAAUGUCUACGUGUCCGGCCUCGUUGCCAUCGCCGCUUUCUUCGCCUAUUAUCUCGUCAAGAUUGUCCCCUACUGGGGUCUUGCCCUGAUUGCCACCACUCUUGCCUUCCUCGGCCCCCUCGUCUACAAGACCAACAAGGAGUUUAUCGAUGCCCAGCUUCACCGUGCUAGCGAGAUCAUCGGCGCCCAGACUGCUCAGCUCAAGACCGUGGCUCAGCAGAACACCGAGAAGGCUACCCAGCUGACCAAGCAGUAUGUUGGCGAGUAUACCGCCAAGGCCCAGACGCUGGUUAGCAAGGCUACUCCUGCCUCUCUCCACGGUGAGGAGCACACCAACGGUCAUGCCAACAAGUCCGAGCUCCGCGACGCCGAUUUCCCUCCCGCCCCCCAGGCCGACAUCAAGACCGAGCCUGUUGUUCCCGUCACUGUCAAGAGCGGUGAGCAGCAGCCUCUGCUGAUUUAGGCGAACUUCAAUGGUUAAACCUUCUACGGCAAAAAUUAUGCUGUGGUCGGCUUUACACUUUACCUAAAUACUCCAUGGCCGGCAAAGUCCGGGAUUCCAUGAUCAUGAUACCCCGUUGGUAUGGCGCGGUGGCUCAUCUUCAACCAGAAGUUGUUGUUUAGUCGCCAGCUCGCGACCAGCAAAGAGCCAAGUCGAGUUGGUGGAGGAGACAAAUAGACGUUAGCAAUGGAUGAGUUGGUGGAUGAAUUGAGUGGUUUCUUUCUAGUAUUCAUUUUAUCAUACCCUCGUGGCAAGGAAUGCAUGUGGAAACCCGGCGAAGAAAAGGGUGAAGAUGGGAUGGUGUGCUACCUGAUGAUGGAUGAUGACUUCCGCGAACUUAACGAGCACAAACGAGGGUGGAAUCGCGACAUUUCAUUUUCCUGGGUUUCCGGAGUAUUGGGUUAUUGUCUAUCUCUUUACCUUAGCAAACUCCGUACUUGUCAUAUUGUUUAUACCGAACUU